AUGAAGAAUCUCAAAAAAAUAUUGCUUUGUUUGCUCAUUUCCUUAAAUUCAACGAUAAUAUAUUGUUCUCCUUCAUCAAAUAAAUGUGUUGAUUUAAUAAAAGAUUGUGAAAAAAGGUGUAAAAUCAAAAUUUUAUCGCCUAUAUGCGAUCCAAAUACUUUUACUGUAAAUUGUCCAUGCGAUAAUAUUCCAAACUUAAAUUUGCGAAACACACCUCAGCAAUCCUCCCUACCUUCUCAACCAACACCUCCGGUAGGACCUACUGGUCCUUCAAAUGAAAACGGUACUAUCACACCAGGAACCGCAGGUAUAGGAGGGACCGCAGGAAACGCUGGGUUGCCCGGACAACCAGGCAAGCCUGGAACGAAUGGAAAUAACGGAAAUAAUAAUCCUGGUGAUAGUUAUAAUCCUCCUGAUACAAGCACUUCAAAUUCAAUGUCAACAUCACCUAUUUCACCUCCUAAUCCAUCAACAACAAACACCUCUGGCCAAUCCGAUGAUCGUAGUGGUGUAAAAAUAGCUGCAGGAAUUGUAGGUUCAAUAAUCUCAUUACUCAUUGCUGCAGGAAUAAUAAUAUAUUAUCGUCGUAAACGUGAAAAGUCCAAAGAAAAUUCUACUGAGUUAUCCAUAACGAUAAAUGAUGAAUCUGAUAUGAUCUCAAAUGUUGCUACGGCUGCAAAAAGUGCUGAUGAUAAUAAUAUAGAAAUUCAAGUACGACAAUCGGUUUGA
Cetraspora pellucida is the source of this 729-nucleotide messenger RNA. The record is from the annotation of a GenBank genome assembly. NCBI's taxonomy places the organism in Eukaryota, Fungi, Glomeromycota, Glomeromycetes, Diversisporales, Gigasporaceae.